CUAUUCUAGUAAGCAGUUCUGUGAUGAGGCAUUAUUCACACUUUCUACAAAUUUUAUUUUGCUGUAUUUUGACACUGCAGGAAAUUCAACCAAAAUGUUUACCAACAGAAGUUUCAAUUACUUCGAAAACAUGGUAUCAGACAAAAACCAUAUGCACAAAGAGUUGUCCAGCGAGUCAUUAUGUAUUCAAAGGAAUGUGUAACGAAGAUUGUCCAUCAUUUACAUCUAAAACUGACAAUGGAUUUAUAAAGUACUGCAAUAAUAGCGCUAUCAAUUACCUAGAAUGUCCUGCUUUUAUGUGUAAUAAAAAUUACCCCUACUGUUUUGAGGGAAAUUGUCUUCCUUCUUGCCCGGAAUACACAGUCGGUUUCAAUCAUUCGUGUUUAAUGGAGUGUCCAUAUGAAGCACCAUGACGGCGUAUGCUUGCCGUGGUGUCUGUUAUACCGGAGGGAAAUCAUGUUCCAGGAGUUGUCCAAAAUCUCAUCCGUUUGUUUUCCAUUCCCCGAAAAUUACACACUGUUUACACGAGUGCCCUGACUUCACAGCAAUAAAUCAAAAUUCCUGUAAUUUAUCGUGCCCAAUUGAUUUUUCUUUACUUUUCAACAGAAGCUGUUUACAAAAAUGUCCAGCUACGCACCCAUUUAUAGCUGUAAGGAUUUCUUCAUUCAAUAAAAUUUUCAUUUGUACGGAUAGAUGUCCAGAGGAGAUGGCAUCGUACAGAAAUGUUUGUAUUUCUGUGUGUCCCAACGGUACAUACCUUGAUAAUGGACGGUACAAAAAAUGCCUUGAGAAGUGUGAAGACACGCGGCCGUUUAUAUACACAACAACAGCUCUGAGAAAUUCUAUUUAUUAUCAGCAGUGUCUCUCGAAUUGUCCGUCUGGAAAAUAUCGGUAUGCCUUACAUGAAAAAAAUGUAUGUGUCAGUGAAUGCCCAAAAGAAUACUCCAUAUUUAACGGCACUUGUUUAUCAAAAUGCCCUUAUUCCUAUCCCUUGAAGAAUUCUUUAGGCAUAAACGGAAAUAAUAGAUAUGUAUGUGUGAAACAUUGCCCAAGAAAUACAUUUAAAUAUGACAAGAAGUGUUUUCGUCUUUGUCCAAGCAAUUUAGUGCAUUAUUUGUCAAAUUGCUCAUCUAAAUGUCUCGGUAGUUAUCCCUUUUUGCUAAGGCACAACAGAACUUGCCUUUCCGAAUGUCCCUUAAAAUACCUAUAUAAUGGUAGAAUAUGUGACGAUAAAUGUUCGGAGAAUGUUUCUUAUAUAGAAAACAGGACCUGUACUGCACAAUGUUCUAACAGGAGUAUGUUAUAUAAGGAGUCAGUCAUUGGCAAGGAAUGCGUUAAUUUGGACACCUGUCCAAAUGAAACUAUGCUACUGAAAGGGACAAGGGAAUGCAUAGAUAUUUGUCCAAAGGAAACCCAUGUGGUGAUAAAUAACAUAUGCACAAAAAUCAGUGAAUGUUUAAAUUCCUUCGUCUUUCAACCUACAAACCAAGGAAAUUUAUGCACUGAAAAAUGUCCCCAAAAUCUACUUAGCAAUGGAAGACAUUGUGUAUCUCGGUGUCCUGGUAAUAAAGUCAUAAUUGAAAAGAACUGUACAGAUGAAUGCACAUAUACUAAGCCUAGCAAAUUCAAAAACGAAAGUAUUGGUGGUAUCUUUUGCAUAUCAGUGUGUCCAGAUGGGUUUGUAAAUUACAGGAACGAAUGUAUCGACAAAAAUGAAUGUAUUUUCAAUAAGCAGUCGUACGUUUUUAACAAGACUUGCUUCGAAAAGUGUCCAAAAAGAACAGUUCCAAUUAACGAGGGCGACAUGUACCACACAUGUAAGGCAGUGGAUAUUGCUCAGGCUUAUCAGAACGUAGUCACUCUUUUUGCGUACGCUGGGUUGUUUUCAGUCCUUUUCUACUUUGUAUGCUGUUACAAAGGAAGCCUGUAUCGUUUUAGAGCAAAGGCAUGUUGUGAGCAUUCGGCUACAGACACAAACAAUCUAAUAGAGGACACAGACAUCAAGGCAACCAUCAAUGACAAGGAACAGUAUGAAGAAGAAAUUAUCGAAGUCUAACUACAGUGAAAAAUCCAGACAGUAUAUUCCUCCGUGUAGCACAUUCAUAUAUUGUAAACCAACUAUUAUUCGCGUCAAUAUUUAUUCGCGAAUCGUCAGUUUGAAAUCAAUCCACGACAAUUAAUUUUCGCGACUGAAGAAACCUUCAUACAAAUACAAAGCAAAAUAAAUGGUUCGCGGCGAUUCGUGAGUUAGUAGGUCGCAAAACUCGCGGAUAUUUCUCGCGAGUGAAUAAAAGUUGGUUAACAGUAUCCGAGUUUAUUCAUUUAAA
Molecule: messenger RNA, 2327 nt
Organism: Saccostrea echinata
Lineage: Eukaryota; Metazoa; Mollusca; Bivalvia; Ostreida; Ostreidae
Product: balbiani ring protein 3-like
Exons: 3
Coding region: 410-2056 (548 amino acids)
Source: RefSeq, a predicted model, not a curated record